This is a messenger RNA of Seminavis robusta, 891 nucleotides long. The record is from the annotation of a GenBank genome assembly. Lineage: Eukaryota; Bacillariophyta; Bacillariophyceae; Naviculales; Naviculaceae.
AUGUCUUUGACUCCACCACCCACAACGAAAUCGACGGCAGCUUCCACGGGCAUUUUGCGGGUUUGUGGUCCCGACGCCAACGGUAUUGUCGCCGCCUUUGCCCAACUCCUCUAUGGACAUGGCUGUGGCAUUAUCGAUUCCGAAAAUCACGCCGAUCACGAAGCCAUUCUCUUUUUUGAACGCAUCCAUUUUGAUUACAGUCAAAUGAAGACGGAUCGUCAUACCCUUCAAAAUGGCAUUGAAGAAGUCUGCCAACGAUUUUCCAUGCAAGCACCACAACUCGAUUGGGGGGACAAGCGCAAGAAACUAUGUGUCAUGGUCAGCAAGUACGAUCACUGUCUGUGGGAAUUGCUACUCCGUCAUCGAGCGGGGGAGUUGAAUUGUGAGAUUGCCUUGAUCCUGAGCAAUCAUCCCGAUUUGAAGGAGAUUGCCGAUUCUUUUGGAAUUCCAUUUCAUGUUUUCAAAGUCACCAAAGAUACCAAAGCAGAAGUGGAAGCACAAGAGUUGGCACUACUCAAGGAACACGAGAUUGAUCUCGUCGUGCUGGCACGCUACAUGCAGAUCAUUACUGAUCAAUUCUGUGAGGCAUAUCCUGUCAUUAAUAUACAUCACUCCUUCUUGCCCGCCUUUAUUGGAGGAAAACCGUACCAUCGAGCUCAUGCCCGUGGUGUCAAACUGAUUGGAGCCACAGCGCACUAUGCCACGGCGGAUCUCGAUGAAGGACCCAUUAUCGAGCAGGACAUUGCGCGGAUUUCGCACCGAGAUGAAGUCAACGACUUGAUUCGCAAGGGUCGACUCCUGGAAAAGAGUACAUUGGUGACAGCCGUCAAGGCACACAUCGAGGAUCGGAUCAUUGUGUACAACAACAAGUGUGUCGUCUUUGAUGGAUAG